UAUAUUUAGGAGCUUCUAUCUUUCUGUUCACUCAGUGUAAGCACAUAUGCAUUCUGAAAAUAAUGAAAUAAUACAUUUGGGCAGAAACAUUUACAACCUGUUAUGGUGAUUUUGAACAGUGGUUCCCAACCUUUUUGGCUUGUGACCCCUUAAAAUAAAGCAAAGUCUACCUGGGACGCCUCCUCACAAGUUGCAUUGUGUAUCAGACUCAUAGUUUUUUAGAGGCUUGAGGAGAUAAACUACAGUAAUUCACAAUAAAUAAAUCAAAAAUUAGUGUAAAGCUUGAAAAAUACAUUUUGUGUGUUCGAUAUGUUUUUUUUUUCUGUUGUCCUAUCCUGCCCAAUCAUCUCGCGACCUCUUAUAUUAAUCCAGCGACCCUUUGUGGGGGUCCCGAUCCCAGGUUGGAAACUACUUAUUUAACCACAGUUAUUGCUGUGUGGAUAUUUCCAUGAGCGCAGUUAAACUCCUCCUCGCUAGAGGGAGGUGUUUGAAAGCCGGGCGGACACUGGGUACCUGGGUAAUCGAGGAAACUCAAGAGAUUCCUCUCUGUAGCUAACAGUUGCUAGCCGGCUAAUCUCCUGGACAACGCAGUUGUGAUUUUUUUUAUUGUCCGUUUCAAUGUUCGUGUCUUUUCCCUUUUAUAUUGCAGUACUUUUUAAAUAGCCCGUCAGUGACAGAAACGAGGCAGACACCAACAGGAGACUUUAUAUACGCUGGAUGUUUGGCCACUGCUGCUUUCUCCCAGGAUGCUAGCACAUAAGCAAGCCAGCUAGCUAGCCAGCCUGCUAAAGUAGCCAAAUAGCAGUGCUGUCCGGAUGCUUUGAACAGAAACGCAGCGGAUUUUGGGGAGUUUCUAGUCGGCCUUGCAAGAUGUCAAGCAACCGGUCACAGCAGAGCGCUGGCGGGGCAAGUUCAGUGCCCAGCACAAGUAGCAGCAGCAGCACAGGAGGCACCGGGAACACGACCGGUGGCGGUGGGAGUAGCGCCGUUACAAGUAAUGGUAACAGUGCUGGAAAUGUUGUGCCCUCCCGGACCCUGGCAGCAGUCGGCGAGGGCGGCUUGUCGGUGCCAACUUUGGCCGCCGUGCCGUCGCCCCGGGGUGGGUUCGCCUCGCUGAGCAGACCCUCUGCGUCCUCAGGCAGCAGGAAGAAGUCCCUCCACCAAGCCCCCCUUUGCAACGGCCUCUUAAAUUCAUACGAAGAUAAAAGCAACGAUUUUGUGUGUCCGAUUUGCUUCGAAAUGAUAGAAGAGGCACACAUGACUAAGUGUGGGCACAGCUUUUGCUUCAAGUGUAUCCGCCAGAGCCUGGAGGAUAGCAACAGAUGUCCCAAGUGUAACUAUAUUGUUGAUAAUGUGGAUCAGCUUUACCCAAACUUUCUUGUGAAUGAACUGAUCCUUAAACAGAAACAAAGGUCGGAGGAGAAGAGACUAAAAUUAGAUCAUCCUAAUGGGUCCAGGUGGCAGGUCUUCCAGGACGUGUUGAGUCCUGAUCAAGAGAACUUGGACCUUGCAAAUGUCAACCUGAUGCUGGAGCUGCUGGUUCAGAAGAAGAAGCAGCUGGAGGCGGAAUCCCAAGCAGCUCAGAGACAGAUCCUCAUGGAGUUUCUUAAAGAGGCCAGGAGAAACAAGAGAGAGCAACUGGAGCAACUACAGAAAGAGCUUAACUUUCUUGAAGAGGACAUUAAGCGUGUUGAGGAAAUGAGCGGGCUGUACUCUCCAAUGAUGGAGGCAGAGUGUACGGUGCCUAAUGUAGAGGCUCCCUCACCAGCACCCAGCUGUAGUAGUAUUAUGGAGCCACCAGACUACAGCCAACCUCCAGGAUUUGGUGGAACAGCCCAGGGAAAAAGACAGACCUGGUACAACAGCACUCUGGCGUCAAGGAGGAAACGGCUGACGGCUCAUUUCGACGAUCUGGAGCAGUGCUACUUCUCCAACAAAAUGUCACGCAUCACAGAUGAAGGCAGGAACUUGAACCAGCUCGAUGACUUCAUGGAGUGUCUGUCCAAGUUCACCCGCUACAACUCUGUGCGGCCGCUGGCCACCCUCUCCUACGCUAGUGACCUCUACAACGGCUCCAGUAUUGUCUCCAGUAUUGAGUUUGACCGUGACUGUGACUACUUUGCCAUCGCUGGUGUGACCAAGAAAAUCAAGGUGUUUGAGUAUGGCACCGUGAUCCAGGAUGCAGUGGACAUCCACUACCCUGUCAACGAAAUGACCUGCAAUUCCAAAAUCAGCUGUAUCAGCUGGAGCAGUUAUCACAAGAACCUUCUGGCAAGCAGUGACUAUGAGGGUACCGUCAUCCUGUGGGAUGGAUUCACCGGCCACAGGUCCAAAGUCUACCAGGAACACGAAAAAAGGUGUUGGAGUGUCGACUUCAAUCUGAUGGACCCCAAACUCUUAGCCUCCGGUUCUGAUGAUGCUAAAGUGAAGUUAUGGUCAACCAAUCUUGACAACUCAGUGGCCAGUAUUGAGGCCAAGGCCAAUGUCUGCUGUGUUAAGUUCAGUCCAACAUCCAGGUAUCAUCUGGCGUUUGGCUGUGCAGACCAUUGUGUCCACUACUACGAUCUGCGCAACACUAAACAGCCAAUCAUGGUGUUCAAAGGCCACAGGAAAGCUGUGUCCUACGCCAAGUUUGUCAACGGAGAAGAAAUCGUUUCUGCGUCGACAGACAGUCAGCUGAAACUAUGGAAUGUCAACAAACCUCACUGCCUGCGCUCCUUCAAGGGUCACAUCAACGAGAAGAACUUUGUAGGCCUGGCCUCCAAUGGAGACUAUGUUGCCUGUGGCAGUGAGAACAAUUCCCUGUACCUAUACUACAAAGGACUUUCCAAGACACUUUUAACGUUCAAGUUUGACACAGUGAAGAGCGUCCUGGACAAGGACAAAAAGGAAGACGACACCAACGAGUUUGUCAGUGCUGUCUGCUGGAGGGCCCUGCCUGAUGGAGAGUCAAAUGUACUGAUUGCUGCAAACAGUCAAGGAACAAUCAAGGUACUCGAACUCGUCUGAAGGCCCACCGGAUCUUCUUUGUGUGAUGAGAACUACCAUCAGCCUCUCUUUGUUUGGUUGAGGAUCAGUCUGAUGCACGGAGAGGCCAGGCUGCCUGCUGAACCAGGACGCCGACACCGCCGGGAAAAGCUGAAUAAACGGAAACUGUCUUAUUUUAAUGAGCUACAAAUUUUGGACAGCAAGAAAAGACUUUGGACCAGUACAUCAGUGUAGAAGGAGAAGAUGUGCUGUCAUUUUACAGCAAAAAAAAACUGAGGACCUAGCCUGGGCACAAAACGGAACAAGAGACUUUAGAAAGCAUUUUUGUUUCUUUUCAGUAAAGUUAUAUCAGCUACAAUAGAACACCUCUUUGUGGUUUUAGGUCAAAUCAAAUCUUGUACCUUUUUUUUUUUUUUAAUUAAGCUGUUGCUCCUGAGGGUACAAUCCAGCCAAACUCUACUAGUGUGAUGCAUUUCCCUUUUAAAGGCCAAAGCACAAGAGUAAAUGACAAAAAUGAUGUCUUCACAUAAAGCUUUUAACCCCCCCUCCCUCUCCCCUCCCCAUUGUUUGUCAAUCUUGUUUUCCCUCUUUAUGUGUAGUUUUUGUGUUUUUUUUUUUUUUGUUGUUGUUGUUUUUUUUGAGGGUUUUUUUUUUUUCCAGAUUGGGAGAAACCAGUUUUAAUAAAUAUGACUUGAAUUCA
Thunnus maccoyii (southern bluefin tuna) is the source of this 3688-nucleotide messenger RNA. RefSeq names its product COP1 E3 ubiquitin ligase (gene cop1). Lineage: Eukaryota; Metazoa; Chordata; Actinopteri; Scombriformes; Scombridae. Bases 871 to 3009 code for a protein of 712 amino acids. The transcript is spliced from 20 exons. The record is from RefSeq and is a predicted model, not a curated record. Gene Ontology annotation, molecular function: ubiquitin protein ligase activity; protein binding. Gene Ontology annotation, biological process: proteasome-mediated ubiquitin-dependent protein catabolic process.